Messenger RNA from Papilio xuthus (Asian swallowtail), 467 nucleotides. RefSeq lists its product as uncharacterized. The record is from RefSeq and is a predicted model, not a curated record. The annotation marks the transcript as partial. NCBI's taxonomy places the organism in Eukaryota, Metazoa, Arthropoda, Insecta, Lepidoptera, Papilionidae. The transcript has a single exon.
UUUUACAAAUUUAAAUUUUCACUUUAUUGUUUUGAUUUAAUUGAAUAAUAAUUUAUUUUGUUCACAAUGUCAAAAGAGGAGGAAUUACAGAGACAGAUUUUAGAUUUACAAAAACAAAUAGCUAAAUUAACGAAUCCAGACGCGCAGGUUAUGGGGGUGUCAGUUAAAUUAUCCGAAUUUUGGCGUGACAACCCAAGAAUAUGGUUCACACAAGCGGAGGCACAAUUCGAAAUAGCGGGUAUUACACAAGAUUCAACUAAAUAUGGGCAUGUACUUUCAAAAUUUGAUGCUCAUCUUGCUGACGAGGUGGAGGAUAUUUUAUCAAAUCCACCAACCAAGGAUAAAUAUCAGCAUUUAAAAGCAGAAAUUAUUAAGCGUUUUUCCACGUCGAAAAAGCAGCGUACUCGACAAUUGUUGAGCGAAGAACAGCGAGGGGAUCGAAAGCCGACUGCUUUCCUUCGCCACCU